Molecule: messenger RNA, 704 nt
Organism: Phaethon lepturus (White-tailed tropicbird)
Lineage: Eukaryota; Metazoa; Chordata; Aves; Phaethontiformes; Phaethontidae
Product: transmembrane protein 126A-like
Exons: 4
Coding region: 27-656 (209 amino acids)
Biological process (GO): mitochondrial respiratory chain complex I assembly
Cellular component (GO): mitochondrion
Source: RefSeq, a predicted model, not a curated record
UGUUCCUUCUGAUCCAGGACUUCAAGAUGACAGGAAGAGAGUUUCUAGAAUUAGAUUCUCCGCAGCAAAGAGUAUAUUUGGAAAGAUUGAAGCGGAUGGAAAUCAUACAAAAGGUGCUCAAUGAGCUUCCUAAAGCAGAUCAGAACCUUUGUAAUCACGGAUCAUACUUCCUUGCAGCAAACGCAAGCUUAUGUGGCUUAGUAGCAAAUAAUUUCUUCAGGAACAUCCUACAUGUCAGAAGGGCUUCUUUGGUGUCUGCUUUGCCAAUGGCCGUUGUUCCCUUUCUUUCAACAGCAGUGGCUUAUGAAGCUUUUGUGCGUGAGCCUUUAUUUUCAGGUGAGCUAAACUGUGAGGUCUGUGCUGUGGUCAGAGGAGGAUUGAUAGGGGCUGUUGUGGGUGGUUUCUAUCCUGUUUUCCUGGCUCUCCCCAUGAAUGCAAGCCUUGCAGCCAGGUUUUCUUCAUCUCCCUUGCCAGGGAAAGAAAAUCUGUUACGCUUCUGGCUCACAGCUGCUCAGCCUGUCUUUAGAAAGAUGAGUUUGGGUGUCCUUAUACAGGUUCUAACUGGAUUAUAUCUUGCCACUAAACAUCAUGGAAUAUACGUCAAAAUAUUGCAGCAGAUGAACACUAGCAGGGAUCCUGAAGAGUUACAAGCAUGAAGUUAAGCAACUUUUCAAUUGCCUUGGAUAAGUAACCAUAAUAAACAA